Messenger RNA from Plasmopara halstedii, 342 nucleotides. Its product is annotated as cystathionine gamma-lyase. Gene Ontology annotation, molecular function: cystathionine gamma-lyase activity; pyridoxal phosphate binding. Gene Ontology annotation, cellular component: cytoplasm. The coding region runs from base 1 to 342 and encodes 113 amino acids. Lineage: Eukaryota; Oomycota; Peronosporomycetes; Peronosporales; Peronosporaceae. The transcript has a single exon. The record is from RefSeq and is a predicted model, not a curated record. Gene Ontology annotation, biological process: transsulfuration.
AUGGGUGAUUUGAAUGAGGUAGAGAAACUCGUACGUGUCGGCAAGACGAAACUUAUUUGGAUUGAGACCCCGACGAACCCGACGCUUAAAAUCACGGACAUCCAGGCUGUAUCCAAUUUCGCGAAGAGUCCCAAUCUGCUUCUAGAUGUGGACAAUACGUUCAUGUCUCCUAACUUUCAAAAUCCAUUGACUCUGGGUGCUGAUAUUGUCAUGGACAGUAUCACUAAGUACAUUAAUGGACACAGUGAUGUCGUUGGAGGGGUAGUCAUUACCAAUUCUGAAGACAUUCACAUAAUCACGCUUCAUUCAAAAUGGUUUUGGUGCCGUUCCCUCGCCCUUUGA